Molecule: messenger RNA, 1240 nt
Organism: Eurytemora carolleeae
Lineage: Eukaryota; Metazoa; Arthropoda; Copepoda; Calanoida; Temoridae
Product: 60S ribosomal protein L4-A
Exons: 10
Coding region: 18-1184 (388 amino acids)
Biological process (GO): translation
Cellular component (GO): cytosolic large ribosomal subunit; ribosome
Molecular function (GO): RNA binding; structural constituent of ribosome
Source: RefSeq, a predicted model, not a curated record
CUUUUACAAGAGCUAAAAUGUCUCUUGCCGCGGCCAGACCGUUGAUUACGGUUUACAAUGAGAAUAACGAGUCUGCUGGAACUACAGUAUGUCUCCCAGUUGUCUUCAAGGCUCCCGUCCGUCCCGACAUCGUGAGUACCAUCCACCAUGAGAUGGCGAAGAACAAGCGUCAGCCCUACUGCGUAAACGUUGACGCCGGUCACCAGACCAGUGCUGAGUCAUGGGGAACUGGACGUGCUGUUGCUCGUAUUCCCCGUGUCCGUGGUGGUGGAACCCACAGAUCUGGUCAAGCUGCCUUCGGCAACAUGUGCAGAGGAGGACGUAUGUUUGCUCCCACCAAGACCUGGAGGAGAUGGCACAGGAAGAUCAACGUGGCACAGAAGAGGUACGCUAUGUGCUCUGCUAUCGCCGCAACUGGAGUCCCCGCUCUUGUUAUGGCCAAAGGACACCAGAUCGGUAGAAUUAACGAGGUUCCCUUUGUCGUCAGCGACAAGGUUCAGACCUUCCAGAAGACUAAGGAAGCCGUCGUCUUCCUCAGGAGGUCCAAGGUUUGGGGUGAUAUUGCCAAGGUGUACGCUACCCGUAGGAUGAGGGCUGGUAAGGGUAAGCUGAGGAACAGGAGACACGUUCAGAAGCUUGGACCCCUUGUUGUAUACGCUGAUGAUCAGGGUCUCACCAAGGCUUUCCGUAACAUCCCCGGAGUCGACACCAUCUCUGUUGACGCAUUGAACCUUCUCAAGCUCGCCCCUGGAGGUCAUGUCGGAAGGUUCUGCAUCUGGACCGAGUCUGCCUUCAAGAAGCUUGAUUCCCUUUAUGGAACAUGGCGCAAGGCAUCCGAGUCCAAGAAGAACUGGAACCUUCCCAUGCCCAAGAUGGCUAACACCGACCUGAGCAAGCUGUUGAAGUCUGAGGAGAUCCGUAAGGUUCUCCGUGCACCCAACCGCACCAUUGUCAAGUCCGCUAAGACAAAGACCAACCCUCUAAAGAACAUCAGGGCUAUGCUUAAACUUAACCCCUACGUUGCCGUGACCAAGAAGAACGCUGAGCUUCUUCAAGCCAAGAACCUGAGGGCAAAGGCCGCCGUCAUUGCCAAGAAGAGCGGGAAGCCUGUUGCUGCUGAUCCCAUGGCCAAGAGGAAUGCCAAGGUCAAGAAGCCCAAAAAGGCCAGCAAGUCCAAGAAGUAAAAAUCUUGUCUUGUAAAUCUGCAAGAUGGGCGUCUGAAAAUCCGUUAUUUUUCAGA